This is a messenger RNA of Coregonus sp. 'balchen', 7154 nucleotides long. NCBI's taxonomy places the organism in Eukaryota, Metazoa, Chordata, Actinopteri, Salmoniformes, Salmonidae. The record is from the annotation of a GenBank genome assembly.
AUGGCGGCUUCGUUCCCUUCUCCUUCUGGAACAAACAACAAAUGGUACUUCACCCGAGAACAGAUCGAGAAUAGCCCGUCUCGUCGUGCGGGGCUUGAUCCAGACAAGGAAUUGUCCUACAGACAACAAGCCGCGAACCUUCUACAGGAUAUGGGACAGCGACUCAAUGUGUAUCUUUUGUCGGGCCGGGGACGACUUGCGCCUGCUAACGGCUAGUUAGCUACAGAGAUUGAAGCCGGUUUGGCGGCAUAGCUAGUUGCUAGCUUAUAUCUGCUAGGUUAUAUGGAUACUGUAUAUAGUUGGUGUUAUUGCUGAUACUGUAUUCAUUUUAGCCUAUUUAUUAAUCUGUGGUGUGUACAGACUGGCGUAGUUACUAGAUAUUUGCCACAAGCGGCCCAGACUUUCUGCUGAAUGCUGUUACUCGCGCGGGCCAGGGCAUUGCGUUCGAUUAGCAUAACUAGCUAGUUAGCCUAGCCAGUUAGCUAACGUUGUGUAGGCCUCUGCGGCCUAGGCCUACGCUUCCUGUGGAGAACAAAAGCCGAGCACGGGCCGUUUGUCUAAGUUAUUUAUUUAUUAUAAACGGGGUUCUGGUGUAUCAAACACGUUCUUGACAUUGGUUUUGUUGGCCACAUUGUUAAGGUGAUAUGAAUGAUCUGUGGCGCUGUUGUGGGAGCUAAGCUGAAUCUAUUUAUCUGCUCUACCGAGUGGCUAGCUAGCUAGUAGGCUAAAAACAUCCUGGGGCAAGCAUACGUUAUCUGAAGUUAUGUUAACUAGCUACAUAAUAGAAAUGUUAUUGGUGAGAGGUCCAAUGCUGUUCUGUGAUAAAAUGUCCCUGUGUAUUAAAGCUUGCAAGCUAGUUACCUUAACGUUAGUUUCUUAUUUCUGAUAACAUGUCAUUGGCUUUUUCGUGGCCAUUUGCUACCCCCUUAACUACAACAAACUCUGACCCAGAAUGCCAAACUGGUCUCAGAGCAUUUUGUAUUAUUCUGUACUUAAAUCCGAGCGGCAUCAUUUAGUAUGAUAUGUUUCGUAUGGUAUGUAUUCAUUUGUGAAUGUCCAUCAUCCAUUUCGUAUGAUAUGUACUGAACACAAUUCUUAGAAAAACGUACAAUAUGUUACGAAUUCUAGCUAUGUGGCUAACGUUAGCUAGCUCACUAGUGUUAACUAGGGGUUAGGGUUGAGUUUAGGAGUUAGGUUAAAAGCAGUUGCUAAAGUUGUCCGUGAUGAGAGUCGAACUCACAACCUUUGGGUUGCUAGACGCUUGCGUUAUACGUCCACCCAACCAACCCCACCAAAUGUAACAUAUACUAAAUGGAGUGUGUCGGAUUUACAUACAGAAUAAUACGAAAACUCUGAGAGCAGGUUGGGAAUGCUGUUCUAGCCAGCUAGUAUGUUGUUCUAGCACUCGGGCUCCCGUGUGGCGCAGUGGUCUAAGGCACUGCAUCUCAGUGCUUGAGACGUCACUACAGACCCCCUGGUUCGAUUCCAGGCUGUAUCACAACCGGCCGUGAUUGGGAGUCCCAUAGGGCGGCGCACAAUUGGCCCAGCGUCGUCCGGGUUGGGCCGGUGUAGGCCGUCAUUGUAAAUAAGAAUUGGUUCUUACAUUUACAUUACAUUUUAGUCAUUUAGCAGACGCUCUUAUCCAGAGCGACUUACAGUUAGUGAGUGCAUACAUUUUCAUACUGGCCCCCCGUGGGAAACGAACCCACAACCCUGGCGUUGCAAGCGCCAUGCUCUACCAACUGGGGCCCGUGUAGCUCUUAACUGACCUGCCUAGUUAAAUAAAGGUAAAAUAAAUAAAUAAAAAUAAUGUUAUCCUACUAUGUACCACCGGUCAACACUAGGAGUAGUUACAGCAGAUCACUUAGCUACAUCCACAACUAGCUAGUUUUGUCGAAAAUAAGUUGGUAGCUGCUCUUGCAUAACAUAAACUGUAAUUUAUCAAAAAUAUACUUUUUGUGAGUUAAGUCUCACUGAGAUAUUAUGUUAUAACCCUUAACCCUUAUGCAUCAGGUCCCAGCUAACAAUUAAUACUGCUAUUGUGUAUAUGCACCGAUUCUACAUGAUCCAGUCCUUCACCAGGUUCCACCGAAAUGUAAGUACUUUUGCACACACUAACAGGCUCUUUUGCACAAUUUGGUCUUGUUAAGUUUGAAUUAAGUCUUGUGUGAAAUGCAUCCUGCAUAGCACUAACAAGACACCAGUUUUGAUCAAAAUUUUCAAUUUUUUUACUCCUAGGUCAUAGCUCCAGCAACACUGUUCCUGGCUGCAAAGGUUGAGGAACAGCCCCGCAAGUUGGAGCAUGUUAUCAAGGUGACCCAUGCAUGCCUCAACCCUCAGGACCCUUCACCAGACGUCCGCAGUGAUGUAAGUCUCGAUGGUCUGACCACUUCAAACUCACUAUGGCUCUUGCAGUGUGAUCCUCUGACCACAAACUGAUUUGGGUGUGGUUGUGUUGGAGUAUGUUGUCUCAGUGGUCGGAAACACAUUUCAAUAUUUUAACAGUAGGUCCAGUGUUCUCUACCUUUUGGUAUUUUUAAAGACCCAAAGUAUGUGCUUUUGUGUCAGUAUGCAUGAUGGUAGUGGCAUCAUAACUGUUUGACAUUGAUUUCUCCGCUUGCAGGCUGUUGGUGUUAUAUGAAACAAGUUUUUUAUUUUUAUAUGAUUGGAUGUUGCUUUAUUUGAUACAAGGUCUGGCAAGAAAUGGAGCAAUAACUCUUAAUGCAACGUGACUUUCAAGUUCUUGAAAACAUUUGAAGUGGUAUUGUGAUAUGUUUUGUGAAGAACACAUAGCCUCAAUGCAUUCUCUUUCACAAAGUGGAUGUUGAUAUUCUCCACACACUCACCAUCUUCCUUUCAGACUGGGAGAUCUGUAAACAGCUCUGUCCAUACCAGGGGUUGGAGGCAAAAUUAUUUUCCAAUUGUUUUGUUCUGAACAGAACCACUUUUUUUGAUUGUUUCAGCAAAAUAAAGUUCUGAAUAGGUUCGAACCCCCAAAAAAGGGCUGGUAUGUCGUUCCAUUCUGUUCCUUUUUUAACCUGUGAAAUCACGUUUUUUACAUUUAUCUCAUUCAAUUACUUCACUAAUCAGUGCAGAUAGAGCAGGCAAUCUAGUUGUUUACAUGCAUGAUGGACAGACAAGUGUAGCCUAUGAUGCAAGAUGUGACUGAACUUUUGCGGGUGGGGACAGCAAGAGGGGGUGGAGGAGGCUUGAACCUCUGGACGUCUUGUUAUGAGUUAUCUGAAUUAGGUCCACUAAAUAAUACCUAGGAGGAGCGGCUUCUAUGGAGGAACUUUGAAUGUCCUUUGAGCUAGCUAGCUAACAAGUUGUGUGUGCAGAGCGGCACCAGAAUUAAAAACAUGUUUAUUUUUGUAGUUAAAUCCAUCGUGGUAACUAGGCCUAUAGUAUCCUUAACUAGCAUUGAAAAAAUGUAUCCAUUCUUCUCUAGCUAAUAAAAAAUAUUUCUCCCUAUCUUCUGAAUCAAGCUUCUAACGUUAGUACCAUAGCCUAUGCUUCAAAGGGGGGAGGGGCAGGUAGCCUGCACAGGCAAAGAUUUUUAGGUUGCGAACAGACACUGGAAUACGUUUCUGAGUGACAGUGAGGGCUUUGCGUAGGCGCUUUGUUGGGGGACUCGUAAAACAAAUCUGGAACGUAAAAUAGUGUUAUUAACCAGUUCCCAUGCUUUUAAAAUAACGGUUCUGUUCCGGAACAGUAUGGAUAAUUUUCAUUCCAGGUUCCAUUUCUGUUCCUUGAAAAAGUCGUUGUUUUCGGUUCUAUUCCCUUAACCGGAUCCAACCCCUGGUCCAUAGUCACUGCUUUGAUCUGUAGAAAAUGUAAAGCUAACCUGCGCUUUGGGGUUUUCCUUUUUCUCAAUCUUACCUUUACCAUCAUGCUCCUUUUUUAAGUGCUUAAAUUAUUAUAACAAAGUAAGAAAUUGGGUGUUCUGAGGCGGUUGUACCUCCUUGAAGGUAAGACUGCGUAAAGGGAAAGCAAGAGGUGUGAGUGAGACAUGAGGGGUGAGAGAAUGCCUCCUAGUGAGUAAUGCCUGUCUCCUGCCUGUCCUCUCAACCUCAGGCUUACCUGCAACAAGCCCAAGACCUGGUCAUUCUUGAGAGCAUUAUACUCCAGACCCUGGGUAAGUUGGGAUGGACAAAUGAAUGGGGUCUUUGAUUUCACCCCAAACUAGAGAGAUGUGCUGCUUGCCUACUGAUAAUAUUAAACAUCUUUGUUCUUGCCUACAGCAGAGUCUUGAGUAGCAGUCCAUUCCAUUGGAAGGUCACACAUCUAGUCCUUCAUGCUCACUUUAUCACUACUGUCUUGCAUUUUCGGUUCCCCGCUGUUUUCGUCAUUAACUUUACAGUGCAGCACUUUCUUUUCACAUUUUCCUCGUGACUUUAAGCCAUUCUUUUGAGUCACGUAAUUGUUGUGAUGGAAGAUAUGUUGGUUGUAAUCACAUUAGAGAUUGUGAAUUUAGUACAGUAUUGAUAGAAUUGGGAUUGCACAGUAAAAUGCCCAUUCACCACCUAUAACCCCUGUCUCAAUGACUGGCUUAAAUGUUAAUGCCAAACCUUUAAGUCUCAACUCACUCAUUCACAUUUGUCUUAUACAGGGCCUGUCAUCUGAAGAUCUAAAGCAGUGCAUUCAUUCACUAUUUACUGUAGUUUCAUAAGACGUUGGUUUUCAGGGAAUUAUUUAUUUUAAUGCUCAGUGAGAGUACUGAAUAUUCAGUAACUAUUGAGCUGAACCUAUUUUGACGUAACACCCUCAGGUUCCCAUAAAUCAGGAUAGAAGAUUCUAGAUUGUUCUUAGACAUUCUGUUGCUCAUGAAACCUUUUGUCUCCCUUCUACCCCCUUCAUUACAGCCUUUGAAAUCACCAUUGACCACCCACAUACUCAUGUUGUCAAGUGCACCCAGCUCGUCAGAGGUAAGCCUCAACAAACCCCCUGUGUAGGCGACUGGUGAAGUUUGAGAACCCUAGUACUUAUACAAAUGGCAUAAAUGGUUCUCACCUAUUUAGAUGUAUUCAUUAGUAUUUUUAUCGCGUGUAUUUAUUGCCAUUAUUUUGAACGCAGCAGGUUUUAAUUGUAUUUUCUUGUUUCUCGUGUUGUUGUCCCAGCGAGUAAGGAUUUGGCCCAGACAUCAUACUUCAUGGCUACCAACAGGUAUGCUGUUCACUCCACUCUGUGCUACUUUGAGCUUUACAUUUUUCAAUUGAAUACAACUUUAUUCUAUACAAAUGCAAUGCAACGUUGUCUAAACUGAAAAAGAUGAUCUUAUGACCUGUAUUUGAAUGAAAUCACCACCCAUUGAUGAGAUGCACAGUCCUCCUUUUCAUGGUAUUCUGGAACUGAAUCUGUUUCUUCUCCCCACCCCCCUUGGAUGGUUAAUCUGGGACCCAACCUGCUGUGUAGCCUACACCUGACCACAUUCUGCCUGCAGUACAGCCCGCCCAUAGUGGCCUGCGUCUGCAUCCACCUGGCCUGCAAGUGGUCCAACUGGGAGAUCCCUGUCUCCACAGACGGCAAGCACUGGUGGGAGUAUGUGGACAAUACUGUCACCCUUGAGCUGCUGGACGGUAUGUUUGAUUGAAUAAAAAUGUUCAUGUCUGUGCAGAUGUUGGUUAUAUUGUAAGGAAGUGAAUUGCAGAGCCCCUUGUAAUACUUUUACUUUGUUACCCACAGAGCUCACUCACGACUUCCUGCAGAUCUUGGAGAAGACACCAAGCCGAUUAAAACGAAUUCGCAACUGGAAAGUAAGUUGUAGUUUGUAACAUACUUGCACUGAUUUUAAAUUCUCAUAGGUCCAUUUCAUUCAGGGUAUUUCCUUAUUUCGUUCCCUAACUCAGUAAUGUCUCUCAUCCCAGGCGGCAGGUCAGACAGUGAAGGGAGGGAAGUCUAAGGUGCCAGAGGACGGGGACCAGACAGAUGGCAUGAUGAGCAUGAUCUCCAUGUCAUCGUCUGAGACCACGCUGGCCAGCCUCUCCAACCCUUCCUCUUCAUCUUCCUCCUCCAUGGCUCCCAUACUACUGGAGCUCAAGUCGACCCUGGGCAGUGGCUCCGACCAGCCCAACCACGUCGAGCUGCACGCCCCAGCCAAGGUGUCACUGAGUGAGUACCGGGCCAAGCACGCUGACGUCCUGGCUGCUCAGAAAAGGAAGCUGGAGAACAUGGAGGCCAGCGUGAAGAGGGAGUAUGCCUCGGCAGCCCAAGCUCUGAUAGGCCAACAGCAGAGGAAGGAGAAGUACCACCGUGACCAGCAGCAGUCCAGCGCCCACCAUUCCAGCUCAGCCUCCUCUGACCUCAGCAGCCCCUCGCCCAUCAUCCUCAAAAUCCCCCUUGAAAAGGAGAGGGGCGAGCGCAGCUCCCUGAAGAUGCGCCUCCCUCUGGGGACUGGGGGGCACAGUGGAGGAGGGAACAGAGGAGCAGGAGGAGAACAGGACAUCAAAGUGAGAAUCCGGGUGCCUGAGAAAGUACGCAGUGGAGGCUCGGGAGAGGAGGGGGGCAAGAGUAGAGAGGGCAAGCAUCGAGAACGCUCCAACCAUCACCACCAUCACCACCACCACCAUCAUUCAUCGUCGUCUUUGAGCGGUGCUUCCGUCUCUUCGUCCUCGUCACAUAAACACUCAGCCAGUGCUGCUGGAGCUGUAGGAGGAAGCAGCAGCAAAAAGGCCCCCAGUGACUCGUCUAGAAUGAGCUCCUCUUCCUCCGCGUCUCGAAAGAGGACACACUCCACAGAGUCCCAGGGAUCCCACCCCUCCAAAGUCUCUAAGUCCUCCAGGAACUCAGCCCACCAGCUGCCUGCUCUGUUAGCCGCCUCUGGUGCACACUCCCUAGGGGUGCAAACCACUGACAUCCUCCCCUCCCUGGGUCUCCCCUCCCUCCACCAGGGAAACUACUCUCACUCCAAGGGGGACAAGGCUGACACUAACGGACACAAUGCAGGCGGGGGCAGCCAGUCGAAUGAGUACCAGGACACGUUUGAGAUGCUGAACUCUUUACUGAGUGCUCAGGGGGUCCAGCCUGCCCAGCCUCCCAUGUUUGACUACCGGUCUCAGUACGGGGAGUACAGAUACAGCGCAGGGUCGAGGGGGGGCUCUCGACCUCCACCCCUGCCUGCUGAACCUCCACCUCCGCUACCCCCUCUACCUAAAUGA